CAACAGAAGAAGAAGAAAGAAGAAAGGAGAGGAACCAUGACAGAAAACACCAAAACGCACGUCAUCCUGCUGUCCUGCGGCAGCUUCAACCCCAUCACCAAGGGACACAUCCAUAUGUUCGAAAAAGCCCGAGAAUAUCUGCACAAAACGGGUCGCUUCAUCGUGAUCGGAGGAAUCAUCUCGCCGGUGCACGACUCCUACGGGAAACCUGGUUUAGUCCCCAGCAGACAUCGUCUCACCAUGUGUCAGCUGGCUGUCCAGUCCUCUGAUUGGAUCAGGGUGGACCCCUGGGAGUGUUACCAGGACACCUGGCAGACCACCUGCAGCGUGCUGGAGCAUCACCGCGACCUGAUGAAGAGAGUCACCGGCUGCAUUCUGUCCAACGUCAACACGCCGUCGACGACUCCUGUGAUUGGUCAGCCACAGAACGAGACUCCGCCCAUCUACCAGAACCACAACAACAUAAAUCAUAAGCCCACAGCCAUCAAACUGUGGGGGAAGAUCAGUGAGAAUUUGGGGAAGAUCUGCUGCGUUCGCCCUCACAUCGAACGCUUCACCUUCGUCGAUGAAAACGCAAACCUGGGCACCGCCAUGAGAUACGAGGAGAUCGAGUUACGCAUCUUGCUCCUGUGUGGCAGUGAUCUCCUGGAGUCCUUCUGCAUCCCUGGCCUGUGGAAGGACAGUGAUAUGGAGGUGAUCGUGGGAGAUUUUGGGAUCGUGGUUGUUCCUCGUGAUGGAGCCGACACAGAGAAGAUCAUGAAUCACUCCUCCAUUCUCCGCAAGUUCAAGGACAACAUCACCGUGGUGAAAGACGGUAUGAGCCACCCGAUGUCCAUCGUCAGCUCAACCAAGAGCAGACUAGCCCUGCAGCACGGGGACGGCCAUGUUGUGGACUACCUGAGUCAGCCCGUCAUUGACUACAUCCUACAGAGUCAGCUCUACAUCAACGCCUCUGGAUAGACGCAACAGCCUGCCUGCAAGGAAACCCCAAAACAUCCUUCUUUGUCUUCUGUGUCAAACAUAUACUCUUCUUUGAGCUUUUCCAAAACUGGAUCAUUAGUGUCCCUACUUCUGUCUGUGUCAUGACGUUACCAUCAGGGAGGGGGCCAGGGUGGGUUGCGGCAGUUUUGGGAUGAGAUUGGGGUGUUAGUGAGCAGGUAUGGAGGUCAUCUUUAAGGGCUGCAGGGGUGUCAUCGAUGUAUUUUCAUUGCAGUGGUAACAGCAGUGUUUUCUCUGUUUGUUAUGUCUUUAUUAAAAGUUUGGGGUUGCAUGACACACAACCAGGCAUGCUCAGUGUACCAGGGGCUGAUGGAAAAAAAAUUAAAAUUCUGUAUCAGGGUAGCAUUUAGCUAAAAGGCGACAGGGUUAUUGGGCCUCACGCAAGAACCAAUCGCACUGACAGAUUUGUAAGUAAAAGUUUGAAAUUCCCAAACUGCUCCCAAUGUAUAGCCUUCUCUUUUAUAUGUAUGACAUAAACAAGUGGUGUUUUCUUUCCCAAAACAACUUGUCCAUGUCAUAGUUAUAAGGGCAUCUGGACUUGGUGCUUUGAGGGUUUUUCGUCUGUCAUUCCAGAGACUUCUUCAGCGAACGGUUGGGAAACCCAGCUAUUUAACCUCUUUGUGGUUGUUGUCAAGAUGAUCGAAAUCCCUUUGUUCAUUCGGAACUGAAUAAGUUUCUCGUUUGAGAGCCAAAAAGUCUUUGGAGCACCUUUAAUCAAGUCGCCCUUGACUUUUAUCGGCAGGGU
Perca flavescens (yellow perch) is the source of this 1744-nucleotide messenger RNA. RefSeq names its product nicotinamide nucleotide adenylyltransferase 2 (gene nmnat2). The record is from RefSeq and is a predicted model, not a curated record. Gene Ontology annotation, biological process: NAD+ biosynthetic process. Gene Ontology annotation, molecular function: nicotinate-nucleotide adenylyltransferase activity; nicotinamide-nucleotide adenylyltransferase activity. The transcript has 11 exons. Gene Ontology annotation, cellular component: Golgi apparatus. Bases 37 to 960 code for a protein of 307 amino acids. Lineage: Eukaryota; Metazoa; Chordata; Actinopteri; Perciformes; Percidae.